Molecule: messenger RNA, 8177 nt
Organism: [Torrubiella] hemipterigena
Lineage: Eukaryota; Fungi; Ascomycota; Sordariomycetes; Hypocreales; Clavicipitaceae
Source: the annotation of a GenBank genome assembly
CGCCUCAAGCUUUUGACGACGAAUCUUUGACCGGUUUCUCAAUUGCAAACAACAGGAAUUGCUGCUGCCCAACAUGGGAGAAAUCAAACGCCGCAAGGUUGCUCACGAAGAGCAGCCUAAGAAAAAGCCACACCACACAGAAAAAGAAGAUUCGCCCGUCUCGGAGCCCGAAUCCUCCAAAGAGGAAGAAGACAAGCCUGCUGAAGAAGCUGAAGAAGAAACACCAAAGACAUUCAAAGAGCUGGGAAUCGUUGACGCCCUCUGCGAAGCAUGCGAAGCCCUCAACUAUAAAAGCCCGACCGCCAUCCAGGCCAAGUCCAUCCCUGUCGCCCUCCAGAACCGCGACAUCAUUGGUCUUGCCGAGACCGGUAGUGGUAAAACAGCCGCCUUUGCCCUGCCCAUGCUGCAAGCUCUUCUCGACAAGCCCCAACCUCUUUUUGGCCUCGUCCUCGCUCCCACGCGUGAACUGGCUGCCCAGAUCGGCCAGUCCUUCGAGGCCCUCGGUGCCAUGAUCUCACUGCGCUGCGCCGUCAUUGUCGGUGGUCUCGACAUGGUCCCCCAGUCCAUUGCUCUCGGAAAGAAGCCUCACGUCAUUGUCGCCACGCCAGGCCGUCUCGUCGACCAUCUCGAAAAGACAAAGGGCUUCUCGCUGCGCACGCUCAAGUUCCUCGUCAUGGACGAAGCCGAUCGUCUUCUCGACAUGGACUUUGGCCCGAGCAUCGACAAGAUCCUCAAGUUUGUGCCGCGCGAGCGCCGAACGUUCCUCUUCUCCGCCACCAUGAGCUCCAAGGUCGAGUCUCUGCAGCGCGCAUCCCUCCGCGACCCCGUCCGCGUCAGCAUCUCUUCCAACAAAUACCAGACCGUCUCGACCCUCCUCCAGCACUACAUGUUCAUCCCCCAUGUGAAAAAGGACACCUACCUCAUCUACCUUGUCAACGAAUUCGCAGGCAAGUCUUGCAUCAUCUUUAGCCGCACCGUCAUCGAGGCGCAACGAGUCGCCAUUCUCCUCCGCACGCUGGGCUUCGGCGCCAUCCCCCUCCACGGACAGCUCUCGCAAACUGCCCGUUUGGGCGCACUAAAUAAGUUCCGCGCGGGUACUCGCGAUAUCCUGGUAGCUACGGAUGUUGCUGCUCGUGGUCUGGAUAUCCCCAAGGUCGAUGUGGUCCUCAACUACGAUCUGCCCCAGGAUUCCAAAACAUAUAUUCACAGAGUCGGCCGUACCGCCAGAGCUGGUAAAUCUGGUGUGGCCAUCAGCAUGGUUACGCAGUACGAUAUCGAACUCUACAAGCGUAUAGAGGCUGCCCUGGGCAAGGAGCUCGUCGAGUACCCUGCCGAGAAGGAGGAAGUCAUGGCUUUCCAGGCCCGCGUUGAAGAGGCACAGCGUCAUACUAGAGUAGAACUCAAGGCCGCCUUGGAGGGUGGAAAGGGCAACUUCAAGAACAGACGUAGAGAAAAGAGAGGUCGCGACGAAAUGGACAGAGAGGAUGGUUAGAUGUCCGUCUACCACUGAUCCAAUUGUAUAAAAACAAAACGUAUGAUGUAUACACAAGAACAAAUAAUCAAAAAGAAAUUUCAAAACAACCUGUCUCUAAACGGCAAAAUAACUCUCGCCUAUUUUUUUCCUAAAUCAAUGCAACCAAUCCGUGCGCCAGUUUCGCUGUAAUUGUACAAAAAAUCCACAUCUCUAGAAACACAAUCCAAGCAUACCAGAAAUGGCACCAUGUAGGUCUAUUCCUCCUCCUCCUCCUCUUCCUCUUCUUCCUCUCCGCCUUCUGCAUCAACCAUCUCGGUGUCUUCUUCUCCCCCCUCUUCCUCUUCCUCUUCGUCGCCCUCCUCAGCUUCUUCCUCAUCUCCCUCAUCGGCUUCUUCACCAUCCUCAUCUCCCUCCACUUCGUCGCCUUCUUCAUCUUCCUCCUCAUCUCCCUCAUCGGCUUCUUCUUCACCAUCACCUUCUUCUUCUUCCUCUUCUUCCUCCUCACCAUCACCCUCGUCUUCCUCUUCACCUUCUUCAUCACCCUCUUCGCCUUCUUCUUCAUCACCCUCUUCGCCUUCUUCUUCGUCACCCUCUUCUUCUUCUCCUUCUUCUCCUUCUUCUCCCCCCUCUCCUUCGUCCCCUUCUUCCACCUCUUCGCCUUCUUCACCUUCUUCAUCUAGUUCGCCUUCUACCUCUUCGCCUUCUUCGUCGCCCAUCUCCUCGUCACCUUCUUCACCGAUUUCAUCUCCACCUUCAAGGUCUUCAUCAUUUUCAAGAGCUGUUUCGCCGUCAUCUUCAGCCUCUUCUCCUUCAUCCUCACUAUCUGCAUCUUCGCCGCUUUCGUUUCCACCCUCCCCAAUAUUCGGAACGACCAAACCCUCAGGCAUCUCUUCAUCAUAGCCUUCGGGUACAUCGCUUAGGUCGCUGUCGUCUGAAUCCAAGAGAGCAGUAGCAUCGGCAUCCUGCAUCGAGGCGUCGAAAGACUCACCAGCCUCCCGUCUGACUUGAGCAUCAGGGCUUUCAUCAUCGCUGCCCGAAUCGCUAUGGGCUCGGUUCGGCGUCUGACUUCCUCGCUUGCCGCUGGACAUGCUGCCUUUACGACUCUUUGUAGUAGCAGACUUGGGUGGCUCUGUUGCUCUAACAACCGCUUGCUCGGCUUUGCGUAACACAUCUGGUCUUCGCACACCGAGGCGUCUCGCAAUCUUGGUAAUGUCCGUCUUCUCUGUGUCCAUUGGAGUUGCAGUACCUCCAGCGCUAUCAUUGGCAGCCUCCGCAUUCAAAAGGUUGUCAACUGCCGCAGGCUUUGGUUCAGCACCAGCAACAUCUUCCACGCGGGCAGCAAGCUCCUUGGCUUGGUUGCGUUGCUCGAGAAUUUUGGCAGGGCUCUCACCAGGAAGACUAUCGCCAAUCUCCAGAUAGAUUCGUGAAUAACAGUCAUUGAUCAAGUCGUCAAUCGGAGCGGCCUUCAUCAAAUUGCCGUUGAGCUUUUUGAAUUCGACAGCCUCCUUCAUACAUGCGAAGGCGGCAAUGUUCGCUUCAUCUCCACCGGCCCAUUGGGUAAUGCGUUCGCUGACAAUUUCGAACUCUUCAAUAGAGAGUGCCUUGAAGGCGUCGUCGACAACAGGCUCAAUCUUGUGCGCCUUGCGCAGCAUAUCGAGAUACGCGACGGAUGAGUAUUGCCACAAGUCAUUAAAAUGGUAAAAGUCAGCGCCUCGUUUUCGAAGUCGUCUAAGGAGCAGUUCAAGAUCGAUGUGGUUACUCAAAAUAACGAGAAUUUUCGUGACAAAGCGCACAUAUUGCUCUGUGAACACAUAGUGUCGUCCGGGCCGUUCUGCCUCGCACUUCCAAACAUUCAUCACCAUCGUCUUGGUGAACAUGUUUUCUCGUAGGAUAGCAAAGGCCGCCUUUGCUUCGACAACGCCGUUGCUGUUCUCAGUAGAAGCACCGUCAUCGAACAAGAUUUUAGCGUGUCGCAUUACUAUGCGGUGCUGCCAGUUGGACUUGUCUUUGUCGCUGAGCUUUGUCAGAUUUCGGAUAAUGUACUCCUCCCAGUCCUCUGGUUCAGAGAAGGAGGCAUACACAUCGUCGUCGUUGACUCUUACACCCAGUGGCAUCUUGGCAAGGAUAUCGGCUGCUUCCCUGGCAGGGAGCUUCUUGGAUAUAACAAGUUUGUGCAAAACGGAGACAAUUUUAUAGUGAGGCUCCAGGAUCAAAUCGCGGUCGCGAGACUUGCGCCGGGGGUGUGAAACCUCGAUUGCCUUCUUGAGCGACUCCAAAACCAUCUCUUUGGUGAUUCUAGAGGUCUUAUCUCGGUCAUCGAGCUGGUCUUCGGGUGUUUCAUACAUCUUCCACAAGCACUUGCUCAACAUGUAAUGAUUUUUCCAGUUACCAGGCUUGCGCUCAAUGGCGAGCUUGAAGAGCUUGGCGGCGAACUUCCAAAUCUUGUAUCCCGUCAUCUGAUCGUGAGUAAUCUUCUUGAAGGUGUUGUUACCCAUAUUCUCGAUGAAAAAUCGCUCUUGGUCAGUGUGGAUAAAAGGUUCCAUGGCAAAUGGCUCUCUGCUAGAUGAGUAGAGUCGCAAUCCAAACUUGUAGUACAAGUCGUGCAAGGCCUCAACAUCCUUGCUUUCAAUCUCAGCAUUGCGAGAGUUUGACAAAGCCAAUGUGUAGCAGUGAAUUGCAUUACGCUGGAAUUUGACUAGUUCGGCUCUGUCUUUGUUCAUUUUUUCAGCCGACCAGAGAACUGCUUCAUCAAGUUCGUAGUCAAAACACUCGGCCAGACGGAACCAAGCAUCCCAUCGGUCUGCAGUGAAUUGAAGCUGCAGCCGAAGGAAGGUUGAUCCAAUACGCAAGUCAUCUGUUGCACCCGGUGUUUGUCUUCGAUUCAGAUCAACACCCUUAAACUUAGUAAGAGCCAACAUGCCCAGCAAGAAGAACCACCCAUGUUCAGCAAGAUCAGCUUCGGGGAGCUUUAUCGAUACUGAGUCAAUGGAAACACUACCGGUAAGCGCCCGGUAUAGUCGCAACGGAUGAAUAGGCUUCUUCAGCAACUCCGUAAAGUUACGCAUGUUGUGGAUCAUUUGUGGUGUCGACUUCGUUUGUCCAAUAGUCUGCUGCAUGUGAUCGAUAGUGGUCUUGAGAUCCGACUUCAACAAAUCUUUAAUGGGCAUUCGGUUGGCAAGCACUAUAACCUUUUCAACGAGCUGCAUAGCCUGACGCUUCUCCAGCUUCUCUGUAGUACAACCAUGAUCCGCAACUUCCCAGAGACCAACUCCAAGUUUCAACCCGUAAAGGUCAUAAAGAACCUGGCCAAUAUAAUCUUCCCAGUUUUCAACAUUCUUAACCUUGAGAAGCUCCAUUCGCAUGACUUUCAGAAACACUUUGUUUGAUGCUUUGCAGAACUUUCUUAUUCCAAUACACAGAUGAACAGCCGCCAAAAAGUUGAUUAGGUCUGGUUCCGCGUUCAAAGUCGAUUCGCUCAUUGGCAGUGCUGCUUUGAAAACGGUAUAGAGCAAGCACCAGUUGCGAACCUGGAUAUCGCGGAGCUUGGAAAGCUGCGACUGAAAGGUUGAGUUGCUUGUUGGUAUGUUCAAUAAUCCAACCUUGAUCUCAUCUUCCAACAUUGAUACAUUGUGCACCAGAGUGGCAAUUCUGACGAGGGCAGAGACAGUAUGCUUGAUUUCGUCUUCACCAAUGAUGUCAAAAGCGGUGGCAUCAUUAACGGCCAUAGACAGCGCUUGGACAAUCAAGUCAUCCAACGCUUUCAAAGUUCGCAUAAAGAGGUACUUGCGUGAUUGAUCCUGCAUACCUGCAUAGGAUGAACCUUCGAGGUCAUUGAUGACCAUCUCAAUGGCUUUCAAUAGGCACGCAAAACGCUUUGUUGGAUAGCUGAUGGCUUCAUAAGCGUCACCAAGACGAGACCAGAGAAACAAGCGCAGCUCUGUGCUGCUGUUCUCAAGAAAUUUCCAGAGAUCUUGCAUUCCUUGACUGGCGCAUUCAGAUAUAGGCUUGCCUUCAUCUUGAGUAGGGGCCUCAUCAGCGUCCUUGUUGGCAGCGCCAUUGCUUUCUUUCUCGGUGGUGGGCUCAUCCUCCUUACUUGACACUUGUUCGGUUUCUUUCUUGGACUGUUCAUCUCCGUUCUCUGCGGCUGGUUUCUCAAUGGAUGCAUGCACGGACGAGGGAUUCAAUACCGGCUCCAAUGUGUCAAUAACCUGAACAGGGUCUUUCAUAUCUUCUUGGAACAGACUCAAGAAAAAGUCCAUGGUUGUAAGCUUGGAUAUUUCUCUAUCGGCUGCGGCAGGAGAGAUGGUGUCCAUGGCAACAUUAUUAGGGAGUAAUAUUGUGUCAACAUCGGAUUCUGUUAAAAAGUCUCGUAAGGAAGUCCACAUGAGCAAAAUAUGCUCUCUGACUGGAUCUUCUGUCAGGGAUGAUAUAAUGACAGAUGCCCACAGGAAGCGAACAGAAAGAGGAUCAUCCGCCGGUUGGUCAAGUCGAACGAUGAAUGAUGAGGCAAGGCUUAGCCAGCGGUCCAGGCGAUACUUGGUUUUCAACUUCGUCGCAUAAUCAACGACGCUGGUGGGGUUCGUUAUUCGCUCGUAAAUAUCAAGGUGCAGCUCAAAAAUCAUGGGUAGGAUGGUUUGGAGUCCAUGCGAGGAUUCUAAAGGUCCCUGCAGCUCGCGUUCUAUACGAUCAUAGAGGAUAGCGUCAAAGGUGUUAAGCAUUUGAACAACAGCUUCUUUCAAACCCACAGACCACUUUCGCUCUGCGUAUAUCAGGCUCAUGGCGCCGAUCCACUCAUACGCAAUAUCGGCAGCAGUAAGGGAGUCCUCUCUCUCUUGGACUAACUCAGCAAAACGUCGAAGGCCUCGGCUCUCUUUGAAAGGUUUGCUGGGUGUCUGGUCUUGGGAGGAAGAUUUGGUGUGUUCCAGAAAUGACGAAAGACUUAGGACAGGAGCUUCCGCAUUGCUCAGAAGUACUUUGGCGACAUCGACAUUAAAGUCUGUGAAGACGCUUCGCAAGUCUUGGGCCACCUGCCGCGAAGGGUUCACUGGCCGAUCCUCAGCACUGCAGUUGUCAAGAGAUUCCUGAAUAGACUGUAGAGCAAUCUCAUCCUGAAUGCCUAGACUUUCAAAGAUGGUCUUGGUUUGGUUAAACAGAUUAAUAUCAGAUUCCUGGAAUGGCUGUAGCUGGUUUGAAAUUAGCAGAGCUGGGUCUGCAGGCUCAUCUGCGCUCGUCAUGUCUGUUCGGCGGCGGACACGCUUGCUUCGUUUCUCAGUGACUUCUUCUUCACCACCUUCGUUUAUACCUGCCACAGACUGUGAUCGCUUGCGAGACGGGACAGAACCUGCGCGUUCCUUUUGUGAGUCAUCAUCGCCAGCUUUCAAAUCGUCGUCAGAUGCAUUCGAUGCCUUUCGUUUAGCGUUGUCGGAAUCUUCUUCAGCGCUCGGCUUUUCCCCCGAAGUGGAAUUGCCGUCCUUUUCUUCAACGAGAAUAUCGUCUUCAGAUGACUGAUCCUGCUCCUCAGAAACAUCAUCCAAUAUUUUGCGACAAGACUGGAUCGCUGCUUUGGUAUCUUCCACAUGCUUCAUGAGCUGGGUCGCCAGCAUAGACCAUGAAGUGAUGCUCUCUGGCUCGUUCUCUUCUGUCUCUUCCUUGUCUUCUCCUUCUUCUUUCAUUUCAACGUCGACAACUUGGAUGGGACUUGAUGGAGGCGGGGUGAGUGUUGAUGUUGGGUCAGGUAGGUAUGGGAGAGGGUCGAUAAGGCGUUUGAGGAGAGUAGGCAUGUUCUUCACCACCCAUGGUUUCAUACUAGGAUGCGAAAGAGACAUUUUAUCGUCGAGAACGUGAAGAUGUUCCUUAAGCUGCUCGCCCGCCCACCCCUCGGCGAGGGAUGGAGGAUCAACGUCGUCCACUGUCGGAUCGUCAUCGAGUUCAAUCGCCGAUUCUAAACAAUAUCGCUUUAUUCUUCCGCUGUUCAUAGAAGCUGCAAAUCUGGCUAAUCUUCGCCACAGCUCAGGAUCAGACGGGUCUUGGUCGAGCGCCCGCAGCCAGUUGUCUAGCACUUCCUGGCUGUCCUUGUUGUACGCGAUUCUGCCUGACUGGUUCUCUGUCGCUUCAUCUUUGCCGCGUGCAUCUUUGAGUUUGUCCAGAAAGAACUGGCCGUAAUUCUUAUACGACAAAUAGAAUGCCUGUGAUAAACUGGCGACAACACCGUCUGCGCCUCCGGCUUCUGCAUCAAGAGCAGCUGGCAUUACCUCGGCUGCUACAGUGCCGGUUUGGUCUGUCAUUUGCAUCUCAUUUCGUUCGUAAUCGGUCUUCGCUUCUCGGUAUUUGAAGAUUUCGGAAUCAAAGAGUUCACUAUAAGCUUCUUCAGCCUGCGCCCUUGAUUGGGCACCCUGGGCGUGCAGGCGCAACGCCUUCUGAAACUGCUUGAGAGCCUCGUCUACCUAUAGAUUGCGUUAGAUAUUGAACGAUAGAAAUGAUGAUGCAGCGCAUGAACCGUACAUGAAGCUCCUUGGUGGUGUCGAGUUGGUCUUCGGCAUUGUCCUCGGGCUCGAGGUUGAUGGCCUGGAAAGACGGCUAUUGCGAGAUGGGUUAGCAGGUUGAGAUUGUGCAAUGGCUGUGAUUAGGUAUACCAUGAUGGAUGCCAAUAAACUGAUAUUCCCUCACACCUCAUUCGGCCAUGGAAUUAGCCGUUGAAUCGAUG